CGCGGCUAGCGCUAGCCAUUAUAGCGAGUAGCUGGCUGGAUGGCUGAGAGUGGUGUUUGGUGCUCGGGUGUACUACUACUAGCAGAAUGUCGACUCGGUGGACUUGGACCGCUGAAAAUGUUUCAGUACAAAGCUGCUCAGAAUCCCAGGCCACUGCCAUGGCACUGGAUUCUACUGGAGAUUAUGUACUCUUAGCAGGGCGGAGGGGGAUAGACGUGCUGCAUCUUACAGACAUGCCCCAUUGUAAACCUCAACGUGUAAAGCACAAGACAACCAUGAAAUGGGAUAUUAGUGUUGCAGAGUGGAAUCCUCAUGCAGAGCAGAAAAAUCAGCUUGUUACUGCUUCCAACCAAACAGCUGAUGUUUUCACUCUGAGUGAAUCUGAGUAUGUUCAAGCCAUGUCACUUAAGGCACACACAAGGACAAUCAGGUAAGAACUAACACUUUCACAGAAUUUCAUUGAGUGUACAG
This is a messenger RNA of Lytechinus pictus (painted urchin), 471 nucleotides long. RefSeq names its product GATOR2 complex protein WDR59-like. Gene Ontology annotation, molecular function: signaling adaptor activity. The transcript is spliced from 4 exons. Gene Ontology annotation, biological process: positive regulation of TORC1 signaling; cellular response to amino acid starvation. Lineage: Eukaryota; Metazoa; Echinodermata; Echinoidea; Temnopleuroida; Toxopneustidae. Gene Ontology annotation, cellular component: Seh1-associated complex; vacuolar membrane. Bases 87 to 434 code for a protein of 115 amino acids. The record is from RefSeq and is a predicted model, not a curated record.